Molecule: messenger RNA, 2385 nt
Organism: Jatropha curcas
Lineage: Eukaryota; Viridiplantae; Streptophyta; Magnoliopsida; Malpighiales; Euphorbiaceae
Source: RefSeq, a predicted model, not a curated record
AUGUCGACUCAAGGAGGAAACACUCAAGGAGGAUGGGGUAAUACUCAGGGAGGAAACACUCAAGGUGGAGGUGGUGGUGGUAAUACCCAGGUGGUAAUACUCAGGUGUGGUAAUACUCAGGGUGGAGGAUGGGGUAAUACCCAAGGAGGGAACACUCAAAGCGGAGGUGGUGGCAAUACUCAGGGAGGGAACACUCAAGGCGGAGGUGGUGACAAUACUCAGGGAGGAAACACUCAAGGUGGAGAUGGAGGGAAUAUCCAAGGUGGAAACACACAAGGCGAAAAUGGAGGUAAUACAAUAGGUGGAAACACUCAAGGUGGCGGAGUUGGCAACACCCAAGGAGGAAAUACUCAAGGUGGAACAGGGGGAAAUACCAUAGGUGGAAACACUCAAGGUGGCGGAGUUCGCAACACCCCAGGAGGAAAUACUCAAGGUGGAACAGGGGACAAUACCAUAGGUGGAAACACUCAAGGCGGAGAUGGAGGUAAUACCAUAGGUGGAAACACUCAUGGCGGCGGAGUUGGCAAUACCCAAGGAGGAAACGAAACACUCAUGGCAGGCGGAGUUGGCAAUACCCAGGACGGAAAACUAAAGGUGGCGGAGUGGGCAACACCAAAGGAGGAAACACUCAAAGCGGAGAUGGAGGAAAUUACCAUAGGUGGAACACUCAGCCGGCAGAGUUUGGCAACACUCAAGAGGAAAUACUCAAGGUGGAACAGGGGGCAAUACCAUAGGUGGAACACUCAAGGCGGAGAAUUGGAGGGCGGAGAUGUAGGUAAUACCAUAGGUCGAAACACUCAAGGUAGCGGAGUUGGCAAUACCCAAGGAGGAAACACUCAAGGCGGAGAUGGAGGGAAUACCCAAGGUGGAAGCAGUCAAGGCGGAGAUAGAGGUAAUACAAUCGGUGGAAAUACUCAAGGUGGAACAGGGGGCAAUGCCAUAGAUGGAAACACUCAAGGCGGAAAUGGAGGUAAUACCAAAGGUGGAAACACUCAAAGCGGUGGAGUUGGCAACACUCAAGGAGGAAAUACUCAAGGUGGACCAUGGGGCAAUACCAUAGGUGGAUACACCCAAGGCGGCAGAAUUGGCAAUACCCAAGGAGGAAACACUCAAGGCGGAGAUGGAGGGAAUAUCCAAGGUGGAAACACUCAAGGCGGAAAUAGAGGUAAUACAAUAGGUGGAAAACACUCAGGCGGAAAUAGAGGUAAUACAAUAGGUGGGAAACACUCAAGGUGGUGGAGUUGGCAACACCAAGGAGGAAAUACUCAGGUGGAACAGGGGGCAAUACCAAUAGGUGGAAACACUCAGGCGGAGUGGAGGCGGCUAAGUUCUGGCAAAUACCUGAAUGGAGGAGGUAAUACCAUAGGUGGAAACACUCAAGGCGGCGAAGUUGGCAAUACCGAAGGAGGAAACACUCAAGGCGGAGAUGGAGGGAAUACCCAAGAUGGAAACACUCAAGGCGGAGAUAGAGGUAAUACAAUAGGUGGAAAUACUCAAGGUGGAACUGGGGGCAAUGCCAUAGGUGGAAACACUAAAGGCGGAGAUAGAGGUAAUACGAUAGGUGGAAACACUCAAGGUGGCGUAGUUGGCAACACUCAAGGAGGAAAUACUCAAGGCGGAGAUGGAGGGAAUACCCAAGGUGGAAACACUCAAGGCGGAGAUGGAGGUGGAAACACUCAAGCUGGCGGAGUUGGCGUCACUCAAGGAGCAAAUACUGAAGGUGGAACAGGGGGCAAUACCAUAGGUGGAAACACAGAAGGCGGAGAUGGAGGUAAUACCAUAGGUGGAAACACUCAUGGCGGCGGAGUUGGCAAUACCCAAGGAGGAAACACUAUAGGUGGCGGAGUUGGGAACACCCAAGGAGGAAACACUCAAGGCGAAGAUGGAGGUAAUACCAUAGGUGGAAACACUCAAGCCGGCGGAGUUGGCAUCACUGAAGGAGCAAAUACUCAAGGUGGAACAGGGGUCAAUACCAUAAGUAGAAACACUCAAGGCGGAGAUGGAGGCAAUACCAUAGGUGGAAGCACUCAAGGCGGCGGAGUUGGCAAUACCCAAGGAGGAAACAUUCAAGGCGAAGAUGGAGGGAAUACCCAAGGUGGAAACACUCAAGGCGGAAAUGGAGGUAAUAUAAUAGGUGGAAAUACUCAAGGUGGCGGAGUUGGCAACAUACAAGGAGGAAAUACUCAAGGUGGAAGAGGGGGCAAUACCAUAGGUGGAAACACUCAAGGCGGAGCUAAAGGUAAUACCAUAGGUGGAAACACUCAAGGCGGCGGGCGGGCGGAUUGGCAAUUAACCAAGGAGGAAACACUCAAGGCGAGGAUGGAGGGAAUCCGACAGGUGGAAACACUCAGGCGGAAGAUAGAGGCUAAUUGCAAUAGGGUGUGA